CUUUAAUAUAGUUCCGUGCAGAACAGGGAAAAUGGUGUAAUGAAAAGUUUUCUGCGUUAAAACCCGUGUUAACCUGUUAUGGGUUAGACUGGAAGUGAGAUGACGACAGCAACUGUCGCAGAAUGUAACUCUCCAGUCUCGCUCAGAACAUGUGGGUCUUCAUCCAGCUCCCUUCUUAAUAGAAAACGGCUUCAGACAAAAUGUAUUUCUCCAAACAAACGAAGUAACCUGAGCAGACAAACAUCCUUUGGCAUCAUAGAUCUAAGACUGGAAGUUACACUGACUGCCUCGCCGGUUUCAAGCCCGAUACCCCGGUCCACAAUGUUAUUAUGUGACGGAAGAGAGUCAGACAGUCCCAUUUCAAAGUCGCUAUCCACCACGCCCGUCCGUUUGAAAGACUGUGAAUUUGCCGACAAGGAAAUAUCUCGCACUAAAUCGGCCGUCGCCCCCGAUUUCUGUGUGGUCGGUUCAAAACCUCGUCUGCACGGUAUGUGGGACGUCGAGGACCGUUCGCAAGCUACAAUUAAAGUACAGAAGAGUGACUUAUUGGACUCUGUUGAAGAUAGGACGUUAAGUCACUCCCCUGACAACCCGCCUCCAAGCCCCAUCAACUUCUUACCUAGUCUGGAAGGAGUUGUGGUAGGUGGCCAAAGGCUUAUAUGCCCGGAAAGACUAGAGCAAGGACAGCAAUCUUAUAGUCGUGACUUUAAUCCUGGUUUUGUGAAACAGCCUCAGCACCAUUGUGUCAAAUGUGAAGGUCGUGUGAUCGAGGAGGAACUAACGCGAGUUACCCUACAUAAACGGUUAAGUUCUAUAAUGGAUCGGCAUACUUCAAUACAGCAUGUACCAUAUCAAAAUGAAGAUGACACAUGUAAGGAACACCAAAGUACACAGCAGAUCAGAUUAUCAGAACACGUGGACAUGUGCAGAAGUUCCUUGCAGUUGCACGCAGAGAAGAAACGUUUAAAGAUGGAAAAAGACCGCUUAAAGAAAAAACGGCGAGAGAUAAGAAUGGAAGGAAAACGUAUUGUCAACUUAACAAAAUUGAAAGAAAAAAUACAAAGAAAAGAACAAAGAAGUCAGGAGCUGUUGGACGAAUAUUAUGUUAUGAGAAAUGUUAAAUUUAACACAAAGAAUGUUGAAAAAAGUAAUGAUUCGCAAAACGCAAAACAUGAUAAUGCCAAUUUGUGUGAUAAGGUUACACCAAGCAGCAACACUGACCUUCACCUUCCUCCAAUAAGCAAAAAAGGUUCAAAGUCAAAAACAAGCAACUCUCCGGAAAACAAAAAAUCUGAUUCGUUUCAACUUCCGGUCGGCGCAUUGAAACCCUGUACAGACGAAGCUAAAAAGGAGGAAAUACCUCCGGACUUGCAGCGUAGCAGAAGCGACACAGUGACGAAUAUUGAUAACAAUGCCACAAUCAGUGCUGAAAAAUCUUUGACGGACACAGAAGCUGACAAAAUAAGUAAAGUUAACACAAAAAACGCAAUACACAUUGAGCUGUCUAAACAACUGGACUUGUCACAAUGGCAACAAAGUCGUGAAAAUGAUACUACAAUCACGUGCUUUGAUUCGUCAACGACCUUGAACCCUACUAAAAACGUCUGCGUGUCUGUUUCAACAGAAGAAAAUUGCGAUCAACAGAAAAUUAAAAACACUUCAUCAGACGACAACUGCACCGGAAGUGAGAUCAUAAAACAUGACAUUACGCUGACGUCAACAAUGAUAGUGCCGGAACGUGACACCCCUUGUUCACAGUGGGUCUCAUUUAAUGGUGAUAACGAACCCGUGUUGAACACGUCACCGGAAGUUGACGAAGGAUGCGACACCUUCCUUAAACGUCUGCAGAGAACUAAAGUUAUAAAUCAAAACGAUCCAUCGUUACCGUCUGGCCAACAGUUUUGUUUUGAAGCAAUGGUUGAUAAACGCUACAAUCGCUGGAAGAGACGCCGUCGGAAGAAGCAAUCAGAAGCCAGAAGAACGUAUGUGGCUCAAAUUAGCGAUAGUUCAGAUGAAAAUGACGAAAGAAAUACAGCAAUGGAAAGAAUCAUCGAUAAAAUGUACGAAGAAAUUCACGGUCCUGUUCCUCAAACGCCAAACGGAUCACGUGAUACACCACGCUCGCGCAACAGACGCCGUCGUCAGGGAGAAGACAAUGCGCCAAAAGUGCAAGAAGAUGACUUUGACAUUGAAAAAGAAGGCUCUUAUACUUCAUUAUACGAUGCUAGUUCAGAGCUAACGCCUGACGAUCCUGUACCUAGCUCUUCGUCUGGUGACCAGGUAUCGCAGGAACAAAUAAAGACUUUGAACCACACACCGGUACCGGAAAUGCCGCAACCGAGCGAAAGUGCGUCAGACGACUUAUGUUCUUGGCCAUAUUUAGAGCGAUAUAAAACUGAAAUCCUCAAACGCUUGAAAAGCGC
This is a messenger RNA of Ruditapes philippinarum (Manila clam), 2423 nucleotides long. RefSeq lists its product as uncharacterized. The record is from RefSeq and is a predicted model, not a curated record. NCBI's taxonomy places the organism in Eukaryota, Metazoa, Mollusca, Bivalvia, Venerida, Veneridae.